Paramecium octaurelia is the source of this 835-nucleotide messenger RNA. The record is from the annotation of a GenBank genome assembly. Lineage: Eukaryota; Ciliophora; Oligohymenophorea; Peniculida; Parameciidae.
AUGUAUUAGUAAAAUUUAAAUACAUUUGAUAUAGAUUAGGGAGAUGCUUAAAUGGGAUAUAAAUCAUUAUUAAACGAUGAAAAUAUUAGAAUCCAGUUCAUACGCAAGGUGACCAUUAUUAUUUAAUUUAGGUGUACUUAAUUUUAAGCUUUCAAUUACUAUUUACAACCAUUUUUUGUACAUUUUCAUACUUCUCAACAGGAUUCGCUGUUUACUAGUUAUAAAAUACAUGGCUGUUUUAUGUUUUGUUAAUAGUUGGUUUGAUUUGUGAGAUUUCUAUAAUAUGUUGUAAGAAGUACUACAAUUUUUUUAUAAUUUUAGUGUUUCUAGAAAAGUUCCAAAUAAUUACAUCAUACUAGGAAUAUUUACAUUUUGUGAAUCUUGGAUAGUGAGUUACAGUUGUUCAAUAGCAUAUUUGAUUUAUCCAGAAAAUGGGGCACAAUUGGUCCUUAUUGCUGCUGUGCUGACAUUAGCAAUAACGAUAUCCUUAACCAUAUAUGCUUUCACAACUAAGUCAGACAUUACAAUGGCUGGAGGAAGUCUCUUUAUAUUUUCAGCAGUGUUACUCGUAUUGGGAUUACUGUGUUUGAUAUUCAAUUCAAAGAUUAUACAUAUGAUAUAUAUUGGUGGAUUGGCCAUUUUAUAUGGAUUCUAUUUAAUUUAUGAUACACAGUUAUUGAUGGGAAACAAAGUAACAAUAUAUUAUAAAUUUUAGGAAUAUUCUUAUUCUAUUGAUGAUUACAUAGUUGCUGCAUUAUAAAUAUAUAUUGAUAUAAUAAUGUUGUUUUUAUAAUUGUUGUAGUUAUUAUUGGAAAUAUUUGGAAAAAAGGAAUGA